Molecule: messenger RNA, 693 nt
Organism: Erythranthe guttata (spotted monkey flower)
Lineage: Eukaryota; Viridiplantae; Streptophyta; Magnoliopsida; Lamiales; Phrymaceae
Gene: LSM6B
Product: Small nuclear ribonucleoprotein family protein
Biological process (GO): maturation of SSU-rRNA; mRNA splicing, via spliceosome
Cellular component (GO): P-body; nucleolus; sno(s)RNA-containing ribonucleoprotein complex
Molecular function (GO): RNA binding
Source: RefSeq, a predicted model, not a curated record
UCAGCCCAAACCUAAAACUCAAAACGUUUGACAAAAACCCCUAAAUUCACUGUUAAUACUGUAUUUCUUCUCCUUCACCGAUCGGAACAUCGUCCGCCGGAGAUUCCUUAUUUCUGUCAGUUGGACGAUUAAUUCGAACAAUGAGUGGAUCAGGAGACAAAACUUCGAACACCAAGACUCCAGCUGAUUUUCUCAAAUCAAUACGUGGCCGACCAGUUGUAGUCAAAUUGAACUCUGGUGUCGACUAUAGAGGUAUUCUUGCAUGUCUGGAUGGAUACAUGAAUAUUGCCAUGGAACAAACAGAGGAGUAUGUUAAUGGCCAGUUGAAGAACAAAUAUGGGGAUGCCUUUAUUCGAGGAAACAAUGUUCUGUAUAUCAGCACAUCGAAGGGAACCUCUGCAGAAGGAGCUUAGCAAUGUGAUCUAACAGGAAUGUGUUGUAUUAUAUUCAUGUCUCAUCGGGGGGAAAAAACAAAACAUGUGUAGCUUAUCUUAGUAUCAGUAAUAUGUACACGCAACCAUAAUGCUGGUUUUUUAUUGAUGUUAUUGUGGUUGAAUUUGCUUGCUAGUUUCGAAACAAAAAAAUGACACCUGUUUUUGAAUCUUGGACUUCCUCGGACCGAUGUAACAACGUGAUUAGAGAUCCUUGCCUUUUCUCUUUGAAUCGAAUUCUCAAAUUUUCCUGGAUUGUUAA